Malassezia globosa CBS 7966 is the source of this 369-nucleotide messenger RNA. RefSeq lists its product as uncharacterized. The transcript has 2 exons. Lineage: Eukaryota; Fungi; Basidiomycota; Malasseziomycetes; Malasseziales; Malasseziaceae. The coding region runs from base 1 to 369 and encodes 122 amino acids. The record is from RefSeq and is a predicted model, not a curated record.
AUGCCAUCGAAGGACAUUGCCGACAAUCUGUACUACAAUCGCGAUUUCCGUCGCAAGUACCCCCAGACCGACGUGGUGACGCAGCAGCACUUGACGGAGCUGCUCCUUGCUGCGCCUAAUGAGGACGGCACAAAGAGUCUGCCGACGCCUGAGUCGCAACAGACGACUGCGCUGACACGUCCUGACGACCUCGCCUCACCCACGGCCUUCACUCAAGUGCUGGAGCAGGUGCAUAUGGAAUCUCAACACAAGUAUUCGCCUUCUAAUAUGCCACCCAAGUUCCCUUCCACGCCGCCGCAACACAUCCUCAAGCUCCAAAAGGGUGCUCUGCCGCACGACAAGUAUGACUACUUCCCUGCGUAUGUGUGA